Messenger RNA from Entamoeba histolytica HM-1:IMSS, 1287 nucleotides. RefSeq lists its product as uncharacterized. The record is from RefSeq and is a predicted model, not a curated record. The transcript has a single exon. Lineage: Eukaryota; Evosea; Mastigamoebida; Endamoebidae. The coding region runs from base 1 to 1287 and encodes 428 amino acids.
AUGAGUAAUGAUGAUUUUCUUAAAAGUAUCACUAAUGAUUUGAAUGAACUAGAAACUAUUGUUGAUAAACAAGAAGAGUCAACUACUACUGUUCAACAAAAUACUAAUUAUUCAAUGGACAAUAUAUUAUCAGAAAUAGAUAAUUUAAAAGGACUAGAUUUUGAAGAUGGUGAAAAUGAAUUCUUUAACAUCACAAAAGAGAGCUUAGCAAUGGAUAGAAAGAACGAAUUAUCAAUGAACGAUUUGGUAAAUGUUGGAAAUGAAUUUACAAUUGUUCAACCAGGAGAUGGCAAAUUUAUUGAUGACUUAACUCCAACUCCACAAGACCGUUCAGAAGAUAUUGGUACUAAUGAAAAUAAUAAGACCAAUAAUAAAAAAGAAUAUACCCCUUCUUCGUCUCUAAAAACUAAUAUUUUAAACAUUGUUGAUGAGUCAAAAGAAAAACAACUUGAAACAAUAUGGAAAUUAUUAGAAGAAACUGACCAACCAUUUAAGAAAGAUGUUAUUUAUAUUUCUGAUAUUCCUAUUGAGCCUCCACCUCAAGAACCACAAGAAAGUGUUUUGAAUAAAAUUAAUACAAAUAUUACAAAUAGUUUUGCUUCUUUAUGGAAUACACUUCAAUCCUGGAAACCAAUAGAAAAAGAACAACCAAAGUCUGAACAAAUAAUUACUGAAACAAAUGAAAAAGAGCAAAACCAAUUAAAAACAGAGACAGUAAAUGACCCAUUACUAAAAGAUAUACCUCCUCAAAAUAUUAUUGAAAAAGAAGCUUCUUUAAAUACAACCAAUGGAAAGAAGUUUCAACCACCAACAAAACCUCAUGAAAUUACACCAUACGAAAAAGAUUUAACAGCACAAGGAUACAUCUAUAUUUUAAACAUUACUCAACUCAUUGAAUUAGUAACUCACCCCUUUAAGUUUCCAGGGUUAAUACUCCAUGACAUUAUUUUAAGAUUUAUACCAGAACAAAACGAAUUUUUCUUAACCAAAGGCUCUAAAUCUGAUUUUGAUAUUCUUCCUAGUUCCUUCUCAAAACCGACUCUUGUUCAAGUUUUUGCUUUGUCUAAAAACUUUUAUAUAGUUUACAUUGCAAUAUAUGACGAAUACUAUUUAACACCAAACAGUCCAGUAGUUAUACCUAAUGCCCAAGUUAGGUAUGUGACUUAUUGUGAAUUAAGUAAGUUAACGUCAAUCACAACUCAAUUUGAUUCAAUUACAUCUUAUUUAUCUAACGUAGAUAAAAAAAUGGGUGAUAGUAUUUUAAGUUGGGCAAAAAGUUGGUUCUAA